This is a messenger RNA of Torulaspora globosa, 597 nucleotides long. It is a transcript of the gene KXD1, whose product is annotated as Kxd1p. Gene Ontology annotation, cellular component: BLOC-1 complex; endosome. The record is from RefSeq and is a predicted model, not a curated record. Gene Ontology annotation, biological process: endosome organization; regulation of protein localization. NCBI's taxonomy places the organism in Eukaryota, Fungi, Ascomycota, Saccharomycetes, Saccharomycetales, Saccharomycetaceae. The transcript has a single exon. Bases 1 to 597 code for a protein of 198 amino acids.
AUGUCUGACCGUGAUGAGUGUGCCGACUAUGACUCCAAGAGGUCACAAAGUCCCAGCAUCGACUCUCAAGCGUAUGCGAUCCCAAUGCCUGCUGAAAUAGUGAGCCAGCUGUCCGAAGGCAGUAGCGACGAUGAGGUGGAUAAUUCGAACAUAGAGGACAGUAACGGGGACAUGUUUUUGGAUAAUUUGGUUCCUGGAGCCAGCAGUGGGCUUUUUAUGGACUCACAGGAUGCGGGACCGAUGCUGGAUGUUUCUAAGUACAUAUUUGAUUCGUUAAUUCAGGCUAUUAACUCAGCCGAUUUUGCAGAAGCCAUCUCUUUGCAAACCAAGACAUCUGCUGUGAUUAAUGCGAGGAGUAUGAAACUGAAGCAAUUGAUAGAUAGCACCAAAGAGCAGUUGGCCCAUUUUAAGAGUCGCUUUGAGCGAGGUGCCGAGACAUCGAAAGCCAUGCGACACAACCUGCGACAGACCAGAGAGACAAUCAGCAAGAUCAAUGCUGAGCUUGGUACUGCAUAUCCUAUCGAGUUGAACCAAGCCAGGGAGAAAGUGCUGGAGCGUCAGUUUGGCGAGAGUCCUGAGAGUCAGUCAGAUCCAUGA